Hevea brasiliensis (rubber tree) is the source of this 587-nucleotide messenger RNA. Its product is annotated as pentatricopeptide repeat-containing protein At5g10690-like. Gene Ontology annotation, molecular function: protein binding. Bases 53 to 337 code for a protein of 94 amino acids. The transcript has 2 exons. Lineage: Eukaryota; Viridiplantae; Streptophyta; Magnoliopsida; Malpighiales; Euphorbiaceae. The record is from RefSeq and is a predicted model, not a curated record.
UUAGGAAAUUGACGUUGCCAAGAGACAAUAUGCCAAGCUGAACCCAAUUGAUAUGAAUGCAGUGAUGGAGGCCUGUGUUUGCUGCUACGAUAUUAAUUCAGUUCUUCGAAUAUUUUGUGAGAUGUUGAAGCCGGAAAGUUGUGGCGUUGAUGGGAUCACAUAUGGUACACUAUUGAAGGGUUUGGGAGAUGCUCGAAGAAUCAAUGAAGCAUUUCAAAUACUUGGUCCCUGGAACAAGGUUUUGUUUUCCCCCAAAACAAUAGAAUAUGUUUUUUGCGUUACCAUUACUAUCAUUGGGCUUACUUCUAUUUGCCUUGCUUGCUCUGUUGUAGUGUAGGAGAUAUAUGCUGCACUAAUGGCCUUCUUGCACAUUAUGGUUUUUCACUUCUUGAAGGAGGCAAUCCUCCUAUCUUGAUUGAAUGCAAACUUGGCAGAGCAAAAUGCAGAUAAUGAUGGAAUGUGCUAUGCAUCAAACUAGUGAAGGGGAAGGAAAAAUCAUCAACCUGAUGAUAAUAGCUGCUUUGAAGAAGGAAGAAGAAAGAAUGAACUUUUAAUUUAGGGUAUAGGAUUAUGGAAGUUGCAAAUUU